AACAAUUCCUUAACCAUAACAAUUCUAUUUCCCAAACAUAUAUUUCUCGAUUGGUAUUUCAGUUUCAGUUUCAGUUCCGCCCAACACAAAAACUAACAAACGAUAAUCAAAUAUUUCUCGAUUCUAUUUGAGAUAUAGUUUUCUCGAAUUACGCUCUUUCCUGUGAUGGUUUGCAAGAAUUAGCAAAUCACUGAGAUUUGAGUUUGCAGAUUAUCCUCUCUUCACAACUACCUCAUGACUUCCUCUGCGCAUGAUCUUUCUGACAAUAAUGAAGUUGAUGAACAGAAAAAACACUCAGAGUUCAGUGAUCACUCAUCAUCUCCUGUAACGGGACUUUCUCCUCUUCUAUCACCACCAAACAUGCCUUACACGACACCUCAACAUGCUGUGGCGCCGGCUGCUUACCCUUAUCCAGACCCAUAUUAUAGAAGCAUCUUUGCACCCUAUGAUGCUCAAUCAUAUCCCCCACAGCCCUAUGGCGGUCAACCUAUGGUCCACCUUCAGUUGAUGGGUAUUCAGCAAGCUGGAGUUCCUUUGCCAUCAGAUGCAGUUGAAGAGCCUGUCUUUGUUAAUGCAAAACAAUAUCAUGGCAUCUUGCGACGUCGACAAUCUCGUGCGAAAGCUGAAUCAGAGAAUAAACUUGCCAAGUCUAGGAAACCAUACUUGCAUGAAUCCCGUCAUUUGCAUGCAUUAAGAAGAGCCAGGGGAUCUGGCGGUCGGUUUCUCAAUUCAAAGAAAAAUGAAAACAAACAGAACGAGGCUGCACCAAGUGAUAAAUCACAGUCCAAUAUCAAUCUGAACUCUGACAAAAACGAGCUAGCUUCUACAGAGGGCAAUUGUUGAGAAGUUAGAAGCAACUCCGUUUCAUAUACGUAGAAUGGCUUUAUUGCUAGCAACAGGCAGUGAAAAUAGGAUCGACAAGAGCAACAUAGUCUCAGUAGUUGGUAAUGCUUCAUCCUGUCUAGUUCUGUACGUACAACUAAGAUUCAUGUACAGAUUUUCAGGUGAGAGGCAUUAGGCAGGGGAGCAUAGGAUGAGUAUUGUUGAAGUGGAUUAGUAGUUACUGCACAUUCUUUUCCUUCAGACUUGGAUAAUAAUUAGAAAUGGUUUAACUGAUUUGCUAA
Gossypium raimondii (Peruvian cotton) is the source of this 1124-nucleotide messenger RNA. RefSeq names its product nuclear transcription factor Y subunit A-7. Gene Ontology annotation, biological process: regulation of transcription by RNA polymerase II. Gene Ontology annotation, cellular component: CCAAT-binding factor complex. Lineage: Eukaryota; Viridiplantae; Streptophyta; Magnoliopsida; Malvales; Malvaceae. The record is from RefSeq and is a predicted model, not a curated record. Gene Ontology annotation, molecular function: DNA-binding transcription factor activity, RNA polymerase II-specific; RNA polymerase II cis-regulatory region sequence-specific DNA binding.